Molecule: messenger RNA, 1464 nt
Organism: Diachasma alloeum
Lineage: Eukaryota; Metazoa; Arthropoda; Insecta; Hymenoptera; Braconidae
Gene: mora
Product: cysteine and histidine-rich domain-containing protein
Exons: 4
Coding region: 176-1195 (339 amino acids)
Source: RefSeq, a predicted model, not a curated record
GGCGGCAGCACUUGACGGAAACGUGUGCGUGCACUUGUACAUAACCUACCGGGUGGAUAUACCAGAAAUUUCCAGAAAUAAAUAAACAAAAUUAGGUGGAAGACAGAGAGGUUUGGAGCAGAUAUAAUUGAGUUUUGAAAGAGAGAAGAUCGUUGUGUGGACAGAUCAGGUUGAAAUGUCGGAAGAAAAGGUGUUGGUUAAUUGUUACAACCGAGGAUGCGGACAGAAGUUCGGUCCGAGUGACAAUAAAGAGGAUGCGUGCGUCCACCACCCUGGAACCCCCGUAUUCCACGACGCCUACAAGGGUUGGUCCUGCUGCAACAAAAAGUGCACAGACUUCACCGAAUUCCUGAACAUCAGAGGAUGCACGAAAUCCUUCCAUUCGAAUGAUAAACCCCCCGAGCCUGAGAAGCAGAAAGUCGACAAGUCGAAGGCCGACGAGGUCAUUGAGUACCGUCCACCAGUGAAUAAUCAUCCCACGUUGGAGAGGCCGGCCUUCGACGCACCCCAAGUGACAUUGACGCCGACAGUCUCGCCGACUCUCCUCGAUCAGAUAAAAGGGCUCACUGCCAAUGAAUCUUCGUCGCAGGAGCAUAAGAGGGUGCAGGUGGGGGAGAGCUGCAAGAAUAAGGCGUGCAAGGCUAGUUACAGGGGCCCUGAGUCUGACGACGAAGCUUGUGUUCAUCAUCCUGGGGUCGCGAUCUUCCAUGAGGGACUGAAGUUCUGGUCUUGUUGCCAGAAGAGGACGACCGAUUUCUCGGUGUUUCUGGCACAACCUGGGUGCACUCAGGGGAGUCAUGUCUGGAUUGCUAAGAACGAGGGUAAACAAAUUGAAUGUCGAAUGGACUGGCACCAGACAGGAUCCCACGUCGUAGUAUCAAUUUUCGCCAAGAAGUACAAUCCAAAUAAGUCGUCAGUUAAGCUGAAUCCAAUUCGACUAACUGCUAGUUUAUUUUUCCCUGAAGAAAAUUCGGAUUAUAAUCUUGAUGUGGAGCUUAGAGGGGUUGUCGAUGUUGCAAACAGCUCUGUCAGCAUGCUGCCCACUAAAGUAGAAAUAAAAAUGAAGAAAGCAGAGCCUGGCUCCUGGGCAAAACUCGAUUUUCCCCGAGAAGUGACGAAAAAAUUAGAAAAACCCCCUGAAAAUGACGAGAGCAUUGCAGAGCGAGUUGAUGCAGUCGAUCUCAGCGACCUUUGAGCUUAACUAAGUGAAUAGCAUCCUCAUGCUGCACAGUGAUAUAUUUCUAAAGACAUUGGUGAUUUUUUUUUAUGAAAGAAAAAAACUUUGGGACUAGAUAGAUGAUAGAUGAAUGCAUUGAGUUACAAUUUAUCCAUCAUCUUCACGAAAAGAAUGGAAUCAAUGGGAAUUGAAUACCACUCUUUUUAUGAGGGUAGGCAAUAAGGAACAGCAAAUUGUUGGAAGAGCUUAUUGAAUCGAGAAUAAAACUUUUCUGUGACCAUGACCAA